Molecule: messenger RNA, 1602 nt
Organism: Lichtheimia ornata
Lineage: Eukaryota; Fungi; Mucoromycota; Mucoromycetes; Mucorales; Lichtheimiaceae
Exons: 9
Coding region: 1-1602 (533 amino acids)
Biological process (GO): transmembrane transport
Cellular component (GO): membrane
Molecular function (GO): transmembrane transporter activity
Source: RefSeq, a predicted model, not a curated record
AUGGAUUUUUCUUCCAAUCAUCACCUUGAUGCUCCUAGCACACUAUCAUCUGAUAACUCCUCUUUGGGCGCAAUUUCAUAUACACACCACCAACGCAAUGGCUCAGGGCACACGACGCUCAAUGCACAAGAAAGCUGCAUUUCAUCUACCAAAACACUUGAAGCAAACGAUGAUGCUUUGCUUCACAAAGUAGAAUUGAAUGACGAUGAAAAGCAUCCACGCAAAUACGAUGACAACGAUGAUAGCACGAUGCAUGCCGAUGAUACCACCAUCACCAAAACCUAUACACCUGAAGAAGAAAAACAACUGGUGCGAAAACUCGACCUUCGUAUCAUUCCACUCUUUUGCGCCUUUUAUUUUGUCGACUUCCUUGAUAGAUCUAAUAUUGGCAAUGCAACGAUUGCUGGUUUACAAAAAGACCUUGAUAUGACGGGCCCCCAAUUAAGCACUGCCAUUUCAGCCUUUUUCAUCACGUUUAUCUUAUUCCAAGUCCCAUCCAACAUUGUAAUUAAACGACUUGGUGCACGUUGGUGGCUAUCCAUUAUCAUGUUGACGUGGGGGCUAGUAACAUUAUCGAUGGCUUUGGCCAAUAAUUUUGCAAGUCUAUUGAUUGCUCGCUUGCUUUUAGGAGCGGCCGAAAGUGGUUUUGCACCAGGUAUCCUUUACCAAAUGUCACGUAUCUACAAGCCCCAGGAACUCGGAUUUCGUGUAGCCAUCAUGCUUUGCAUGGCUGCCAUUUCAGGCAUCGUUUCAGGUCCACUCGCUUAUGCAUCCACCAGCAUGGAAGGUGUAUUAGGCUUGCAUGGGUGGCAGUAUUUGUUUAUCUUGGAAGGUGCACCCACCGUAUUAUUGGCGCUCCUGGGAUUUUACCUUAUUUUCGAUAAUGUCGAUGAUGUAAAAUGGCUCACAGCUGAGCAAAAAGCUGUUCAAAAAGCACGCAUGCUGGAAGUGAUGGAAGAGAAUAGCAAGGAUCCCAUCACCUGGAAGACAAUACGUACAGUACUUCUCGAUUACAAAACGUGGCUAUUCUCGGUUGUUUUCAUGUUGACUUCUAUCAACCUUACAAGUCUCAAUGUAUUUGGACCCGUGCUCAUUGAUGGGUUUGGUUUCCCAGUAUUACAAGCACAAUUGCUCACCACACCCCCUUGUGUCGUUGCUGCUGUGGCUGUUCUCGUUUGCGGAUUUGUCGUCGACCGGCUAAAAAACCAACGUACUCUACUUGUAUCCUCGGGAUCAAGCGUUGUUGCUAUUGGAUACUUAAUGCUCCUGCUACAACAAGGGCGAUGGUUUUCCUAUGCAGGUACCUUUGUCAUAGCAACCGGCGUUGGCAUGGAAGCUCCAAUUGGUGUCAGCUGGAGUGCUAUCAAUUAUCAUGAUCUUACUGUACGAGCUGUGGGAGUAGCCAUUGUCAACAUGAUGGGAAAUCUCGGUAGCGUAGGUGCAUCGUUUUUAUACACGAUACCCGGUGAUCCAAAUCAUGUAUUUGGUAAUAGCUUCAACCUCACUUGUGGCGUGCUCUGUGCAAUCAUAUCGGCAUUGACAGGGCUUCUUUUACGGCGACAAAACAAACAUAGAGAACCACAUCUCAAAUACUUUUACUAG